AUGGAGGGCAUUAAAUUGAAAUGCUCUAGUCCUACUCUUGAUGGGCAUGCCAUCGGCCUGGAGGGGUUACCUGCGGUGCUCAAUAGACUCUCAGACCCAAGCAAUCGUUGUCAGGGACCGGAGUUAACGUGCCUUCUGCAGGCACUCUGCAAACAGCUCAUCAGUGCAGCUUCUGAUACAAAUGUGGUCAUUUUUACUUCAGCGGAUCGCUCAAGGACAGCUGCUGCACAGGCCGCAGGAGCUGAUGUCGCCGCAGACCUGUCCAUUGGCGCGCCUGAGCGAUGCAUCGCGAGUCCACAGCCCUUCAGCUCUGCUUUCGGCUCAUCCUGCAACGUUCGAACCAACACGGACGUCGAGGCGCCGGCAUCCGCGCAAACCCUGCCAUCGACAACAGCAUCCACCAAUAGCACUCCCUUAGCACUCCCUCCAGCUCAGCAACCCUCGAACCGCGCUGCCGUGGCUGCGCGCGUCGAGGCAGCAGCCGCCGCACGCCGGCCCCCAGUCGGCCCCAACAAGACCGCGCCGGCACUCGCUACCACCACCAUCACCAUCACGACAGCUGUGCCCUUGGGUUCCAUGGCAGUGCAAGGUCAUCCCCCGCCCGCCGCCGACGCCAGCGCGGCAGCCACCAUCACCGGUCUUUCCCCUGCAGCUAGGGACCCGACGGAGGGCCUUGCUGGCAUGGUUACCGCCGGCAUCGCCUUGCUGGUUGACCACUUGGAACACUUUCACUACAGAGCCAAGGGAGUUGUGCUGGACGGGCUGCUGUCCCUAUCCGCUGUGGGUCUUGGCCCAGAUCGCCGACUGGACCCAGCUGGCAUCGCAACCCUGCCACUGCCCGCCCCGGGAAGCUCGAGUAGCUGCGGGUCCUCAGCGGCAGCUGCUGUCGCUGCGGCUGCGGUGAUGGCUGCCGCGGCUGGUGGUGGCGGCGGCGGCGGUGUUCAGACGGGGGAGGACCCCGCGGCGGUCGCGGACGCCGUACAAGCGCUGGGCGGGCUUGGACUUGGGGACUGGCUGGCCCUGCGAAUAAUCAGCGCGGGUGCGGUGCCCCGGCUGCUUGAGAUGCUCACGCAGAGAACUGGGAUGAAUUUCGUGCCCGUACGACAGCUGGCCUCCCAGGUGAUCCACAACCUCGCCCGCCGUCGCAACGCGGCCGUCCGUGCCAGUCUGGCGCGCUGGCGGCCGCUCCCCGGUCUCGUCAGUGCUCUGGACGUGGUGCUGGAGGACAGCCCCGACAUUGCCGCGAGACUGCUACUCGCCCUCUCAGACCUCUUUCCGAUCACCUGUCACCAGAUUGCCGGCGCACUGCACAAGCUGAUUGCGAAGCAACAGACGCAGCAAGAGCAAGCGGCUGCCAAUGCCACAGGGCCGCUGCCGUUGCCGGCCCAGCAGCAGCAACAGCAACAGCUGAAGGAGACCGAGGCGGGGCACCAGGACGUGGCGGACGCCAAGCAGCAGGGCAACGCAGCGGGACAGAAGGCGCGGGCGGGGCUCGCGGCGGCGGCAGCUGCUGAUCUGCAGGCGGCUCCCGCCAAGAGCAGGCGGGGCAAGGCGGCCCCGGCGGCGGUAGCGCCUGUCCCUAGGCCGGGGGCAUUGGUGCCGCCCGGGGGCGGUGCCACUGUCGCCGCUGUCUCGGCGGCGGAGUCCGCCAUGACGACCCAUUUGGGUCUAGCACCUGACGUAGACGUGCCACUGGAGGCCCUGCUAAUGCGUGUGACAGGUUACUACAUGCGACUGUCUUACAAUGCCGUACUGUCGCCGGCGCCGCUGCCGCAGCCGAUGGGGGUCAAGGCGCCGUAUGGCGAGGCAGAGCGGCGAGAAUGCGAGAAGGCGCUGCUUGCUCACAAGGUCGAAGAGCAUCGACGGCGCCGCAAGGAAGCGGCGCAGCUGGAUUGCUGCGUGGCGGCGCUACUGGCGGCGGCGCCGAUGCCCACCUGCCUGUUUGACGCUUUGUCAUACAGACCGCCGCCACUGACCACAAGCCUGACGGCGACCGCCAACGGCGGUCUAUGGCGCGCGCAGGAUUUGCUUCCGUACGCGCUGAACCUCAUCCAGGGCCUUGGCGGUGGCAGCGACAGCGGUGACGGCAGCAGCGCCGCUGCCGCAGCCCGCGGCCUUGCCUCAACAAGCUCCGCCGCGAAUAAACAAGCGUCUUCUGCCGCCAACGUGUUGCUUCCCGCAUUGGCCGCGGCCGGUCCAGGAAACGCCGCCGCCGUCGCUGCCGGCUCACUGACUGGCGGUAGCACUGCCGCCGUCUCAGCAGCGCUCGACUGGUUUUGGGGAUUAGAGCACCCCCACUGCGCGGUGCAGGGCUCUGCGGUAGGAGCCGUCGCCGAGUGCCCUGGCCCCGCGCUACCCAGUGCGCCAUACGGCGACAAGCCUGUUUCCUCGGGGCUUAUGGAGCACUGCGGCCCCGUCUUACGGGUCAUCUUGGAACGCGCCAUCCAAGCUGUGGAGGCCGUACCCGCGGCAGUAGCCGCGGCGAGCGUCGCGCCUGCUACAGCGCCGGCGGUGCCGCCAGCACCCGCCGAGCUCGUCGCGGCCCGUGUGGAGGCCAUGCCGCUGGCGAUCCUGCGUGCCGUGGGCGCAACUCUCCAGUCCAUCACACGGCCCCAGCUGGCCCGGCGUCUGGUAACGUUUGCCGAUUGCCUUGAACGUGUUGCUUCUUGCCUGGCGCGCCGUACGGACAGCGCCGCUGCUGGUGUUGCGGAGGCACAUAUGGCGCUAGGACUGGCGAAUGUAUGGCUGUGCAGCGGCGGUGGCUACGAGUCUUUGAUCCGAAGACGCCGGGAGCGCGACCAAAGCAAGACGACUGCAGUCGCCGCUGCCGCUCCAGGGGCCAGCGGUGCGCCCGUUGGGACCGUUACCAAGGAAACCGCCGCUGUGGCGCCGCCGCCGCCGCCGCCCGCUAAGGAGCGCCUUCCGGCCGCGAAGCCCGCUGAGCCUCAGCUGCGCCGCAGCGCGCGCAUCAAGCGACAAAGGGACGAGGCCGCGGCGGCAUUGGCGCAAGGAGCCGACCGAAAGGGAGCUGCAGCAUCUGCGCGGUUGAAGGGGGAGUCGAACGCUUCAGCAACAGCGGUUGCGGCGGCGGCGGCGGCACCUGCUGUAGCAGCCGACGGCGGCCGUGCAGCCGCCGAUGCGGCGGCGGCGUCGGAGGUAUUGACAGCGGACGACCCAGGUCACGCCAAGUUUCUCGAAGCCCUUGUGGACGUGCUGGUCGCGCGUUUCGCAGAUGCGCGGCAGCAACAAGAUUCCCUGGACGUGCAGAUGCGGCAGCAGCAGGAGCAACAACGAUCCGAGGACGUUGACGCAGUGAGCCAAGGAGUAGUGAACAACGCUCUGGCGACGGCCGCUAGCGGCGCGGUUGGGGCGUGGCUGGCGGCGGUGGCCGCCGCGGCAACGGCCGCCACCGCAACCUCGCCAACGGAGCGAGCUAAGCUUGUUAUCGAGACCCAGGCAGUGCUUCUUCAGUCCGUCGCGUUGCUGAUCCCGGCACUUGACGCCUCGCAUGCAGCCCGCUUGGUCGAGGCAGGUGCAGUGCACGCAGCAGCGCGUGUGGUCCGCGCCGCCGCCACGGCAUCUCCGCCAACAGAGACGACGGCUCCGACGGCGGACCCGCUGGGGGCCGCCGCCGCCGUUCCUACCGCAUCGACCAUCGGCGGCAUUGGAGGCAGCUCGUCCACCAAGGAGAUUACUACCGGCCAGGUAGCAGGGCGGCACUGCUGGAACGAGGAGCCGCUGCAUGGCAUCACUGCGGCGCAGGCGCUCGGCCUGCUCGUGAAGCUGCUACUGCUUUCCGGGGCCGGCGCGUACGGCUGUGGUGGGCUGCAACAGCAGCCCGAAGCAUUGGCGGCGCUGGGCGGCGUGCUGUUGCUUCGAACACCCUCCGAGCAAAGCCGCCGAUUGCCCGCGCUGCCGCUGCUGGCGCGCGAAGCUGAGGCACCUGCCCCCCCCGCCGCCACCCCCACCCAAAGCCCCGAGGAGGGCUCUCUGGAGAAUCCAACGUCUCGAAGCUGGGAGCUCUUGGGCCUUAUGUCUGCCGGCGAGCAGCCCUGCGCCGGGCAUGACGUGGUGCUGCAGCUGCUGGGCCCUCUGGCGGCACUGACCCACGGGUCAUCUCCGCGCUGUGCCUCAGCACGCGCCGCGAUGGUGGCCGUGCUACUGAGGGUGCUCCGGUGGAGUCACAGCAAAGCACAGCGCCGGAGGCUGAUUGUCCAAGUGCUGGCUCUCUGGGCCCCAUACCUACAAGGCCUGCUGCUGCGGCUGCCCCGCAUGGCCUCCCCCAGCCCUGCGCCACGAGCCAUCGCACUGCCACCGCUGGCCACCGCCGUCGCCGCCACGGAUGCGCCCUUGAGUAGCUUCGUAGCUAUCCCCGGCGCCCCGGCUGGCGUGGAGGAUAAAGGCGCGUGUAACUUGGGCCGUACUAACUCCCAGUCUACGAUGCCGUACCCGGGAAGCCGCGGAGGCCGGCUUAGCACGCCCAUGAAUAGCGCCCAUGGCAGCGGGGCCGCGAGCGGCAUCCCAAUGCAUCCUGGACAGCGGACGCCGCCGUGGGGCGGCUGCGCCGCUGCCGCUGCCGCCGCCACGGCGGCGGCAGCAGGCAGCGGGAGCGUGGCCGGCUCCGCUGUACAUGCUGCUGCUGCAGCAGCAGCGGCGGCAGCUUUGAUCGUCGACUCCCCCACACGACACUCCAUCUCCGCCAGCGGUAUGCGUACGGCAGUGCCGCCGGCGCUCAUCCCGGGACGCAGCCGCCGGGGCAGCCGCCUGGCCGCGGGGCUGGCGUCGCCGUUGCCGCUGCAGGCGCCGCGGGGGGUGGGCCUCCAUGUGGUCGACGGCGACAUAGGACCCGCGAUGGCGGCGGCAGCAGCUUGCGCCGGCGCCGCCUCCGUCGACGACGUGCCACAUGACUCAAUAACGCUCGAGACGCUGUGCGAGUUGUUGGACGGUUUGAUGGAGCGUUUGGCGGACAGCGAGGUGGUUCGGCACCUGCACAUGACUGGCUGGCUGCGCGCGCUGUGCCAUGGUGCACAUUGCUCCGAAACCACUGUGCGGGAGACCUGUCUGCGGGCCCUGGUCUGCACGGCCCGCGUGCUGAGGUCGCUACCGCCGCCGCUGCUCAUGUCCGAGCUGGACUCCGAUACCGAGCUCCGAAACCACCUCGGCGCCUUGGAUCCAUGGAUCGCCUUCCUCAUCGCCAGGCGCCAGGAGGCGCUGCCGCCGCGGGGCCCGGAUGGCGGGUCCGGCAGCGCCGUGCUGCUGCCGCCGCGCUUCCAUGCAGCGGCGCCGGCAGUCCUCGGAGGCCGGGCGGGACGGGCGGCGGUCGUUCAAAUGGCCGUCGGGGUGGGAGGAGCGCACAGCGGCAGCGGCGCUGAGCUGCCGGCGUCGUCGCCUCCGCCGCGUCAGCGGCGGCCGUCCUUUGGGGGCAUUUUGUCAGGGCGGGCGGCCAGGGACGGUAGUCAUGGCAGCGAUGAUGGUAAUGUUCUCGCCGACGGGGUGGUGUUGCGACUGCCGGUUGGGAGCCCGGAGGUUGUGCUAGUGGAGCCGGCGGCAGCGGCGGUGAAAAUCCCGCUGGAGGUUGAACUGGUGCUGCCGCCGCCGCCGCCGGAAGAGCAGCAGCCGGCGCGCAGAGGCCGGCGGCGCGGCGCAGCUGCGGCAGCAGGGUCGUCGGCGAGGGCGCCGGGCCGUGCACGGAAGGGUUCUCGCCCAGCAGCGGCACGGGGAGCAGUUGCGGCGGCGGCGAGCGCUGCGGAGAAUGUAGCAGCGGCUGAUGAGGUCGAGGGCGCAGCGGAGGAAGGGGAAGGGGAAGAUAACGACGCAGCGGUGGCGGCCCCAGCGGCAGCGGUGCCGGCAGCGGCGGCGGCGGCGUCCAGGCGGACGCGCGCAAGGAAGGGUGCUGCGACACGGAGGGUACGGGUGGCUGUAGAGGAAGGGGAACCUGUCGCACCGGCAGUCGCUGAGCGGGCUGUUGGCGUCGAAGCAACGGCGGGCAGUGGUGGGGCUGUACCAGCAGGGGCAGCGACGGCGGCAGCCGCAGCACUGGCUACUGGACCUGGGCCUGUGGUAUCGCCUCUGCCAAAGAGGCGCCGUGUCAGUGAAAUGGAUGGCGCGGAGGAUGCGGACGAGCAUCAUCGCGGCUCCUCUGGCGCCGCUGCUGGUGUUGUCGUGCUGCCUGAGCCUCCUGCCGCGGCGGCGGCGGCGGCGCCAGCUCCACCAGCGGCCGCGACGGCUGACGAAGGUGCUGCCGGGGCCCGGUCUACUCUGCUACGCGGGGCCCUCUUCCCAUCUGCUGUGUCAUUAACCUCUCCGGUCAUGCCGUACAGUAAGGACAUGCCGGCUCCGGAAGUACCGGCUGCUGCUGCCGCGGAUGGCCGCCGGUCUGGUAGCAGUGCCAUCGCUGCCAAGAGCGGAACCCUCCCUGUCGGCCCGACGGAAGUGGCAGCAGCAGAAAGUGCAGCCGCGGCAACAGCGGCAGCAGCAGCGAAAACCGGAUGUACGACUGAGACUGUUGCCGGCGGCGCUACUGCCACUGCACGCGCCGUGAUGAACAGCGUCCCCGCUGCUGGCGGCGUCGGCGUCGGCGGCUGGCCUGUGGGUAUCGCCCCCCUCGAGCUGCAGCUGACCUCACGGGAGCAGCACCUGGCAGCGGCGGUGCGCUGCGCCUGCGUGUCGCUUGAGUCAGUGCUGGCGGCACGACGGCAUGACCUGGCGGCGGUGCGUGCCGCAGACCAGGCUGCCGCUGCCGCCGCGGCUGCAGCGGCCACCAUGGCCGUAGCGGCGGCCGCUGCCACUGCUACUGUGCCGCACCCAGCCAUCCCGCAAUCCGCGACAGCGGCCGCCGCCGCCGCCGCCGCAGCAGCAGAGGACUGUACGGCAGGGCAAGUCGCUAAAAGGCGGGUUGGUCGUCCGCGUGCAGCUACAGGAGCGCCCGCUGCACCACAUGGCAAACAGGCAGCUGCGGCGGCGGCGGCGGCGGCGGCGGCUGCACAACCCGCCCAGCAACCCGCUGAGCAGCCGCCAUCGCAGCCUGCGGCAGCGGAGCCGCCAGUUAGCCAGCCGGCAGCUGUGGCGGAUGCGGAGUUCCUCCGCCACACCUACGGUGGUAUCAGCAAGCGCCUCAACUUUGACGAGAUGUAG
Messenger RNA from Volvox carteri f. nagariensis, 7134 nucleotides. RefSeq lists its product as uncharacterized. The record is from RefSeq and is a predicted model, not a curated record. NCBI's taxonomy places the organism in Eukaryota, Viridiplantae, Chlorophyta, Chlorophyceae, Chlamydomonadales, Volvocaceae. The coding region runs from base 1 to 7134 and encodes 2377 amino acids. The transcript has 8 exons.